AUGACUUUUUAUAGUUUCUGUUUGCUCCUCUUUGCAUUUACUUGGAAUACCUCUGCCUAUGGACCUAAUCAAAGGGCACAGAAGAAAGGAGACAUUAUUCUCGGAGGUCUGUUCCCCAUUCAUUUUGGAGUGGCUGCCAAACACCAGGAUUUGAAAUCUAGGCCAGAAUCUGUUGAGUGCAUAAGGUAUAAUUUCCGUGGUUUCCGAUGGCUUCAGGCAAUGAUCUUUGCCAUUGAGGAGAUUAAUAACAGCCCAACGCUUCUUCCCAACAUGACCCUCGGAUACAGCAUUUUUGACACCUGCAACACAGUUUCCAAAGCCUUGGAAGCUACACUGAGCUUUGUGGCCCAAAACAAGAUAGACUCCUUGAAUCUGGACGAGUUCUGCAAUUGUUCAGAGCACAUUCCAUCCACAAUUGCCGUGGUGGGAGCAACCGGCUCUGGGAUCUCCACAGCAGUGGCCAAUCUUCUGGGUCUCUUCUACAUACCUCAGGUUAGUUAUGCUUCAUCUAGCCGGCUCCUGAGCAACAGGAAUGAGUAUAAAUCUUUCCUGCGUACCAUACCUAACGAUGAGCACCAGGCCACCGCCAUGGCUGACAUAGUUGAGUACUUCCGCUGGAAUUGGGUGGGGACCAUUGCGGCAGAUGACAAUUAUGGGCGACCAGGAAUUGAAAAGUUCAGGGAAGAGACAGAGGAGAGAAACAUCUGCAUUGACUUCAGUGAGCUCAUCGCCCAGUACUUGCCGGAGGACCAGAUCCAACAGGUGGUGAAAGUCAUCCAGAAUUCCACCGCUAAGGUGAUUGUUGUCUUCUCCAGUGGCCCAGACCUGGAACCCCUCAUCAAAGAGAUAGUGACGCGGAACAUCACUGGACGGAUUUGGCUGGCGAGUGAAGCAUGGGCCAGCUCUUCACUGAUAGCUAUGCCCCAGUUCUUUCAUGUCAUGGGUGGAACCAUUGGAUUUGCUUUGAAGGCAGGACAAAUCCAUGGCUUUCGACGCUUUCUGCAGAAGGUGCAUCCUAAGAAGUCGGCUAACAAUGGAUUUAUCAAAGAGUUUUGGGAGGAGACUUUUAACUGUUACCUGCCAGAUAAUAACAAGAAUUACCCAGGCUCUACUUCUUUCCAGAAAGGCCAUGAAGAAGUCACAAGAGCUGGCAAUGGCACCACUGCCUUCCGUCCCCCAUGUACUGGGGAGGAAAACAUCACCAGUGUGGAAACUCCCUACAUGGAUUAUACCCACCUGCGGAUAUCUUACAAUGUGUACCUGGCAGUAUACUCAAUUGCUCAUGCUUUGCAGGAUAUAUACACUUGUACUCCUGGGAAAGGGCUGUUUGCAAAUGGAUCCUGUGCAGAUAUCAAGAAGGUCGAGGCAUGGCAGGUGCUGAAGCAUCUGCGGCAUCUGAACUUCGUUAAUAAUAUGGGGGAGCAAGUGGAUUUUGAUGAAUCUGGAGGCCUCAUAGGGAACUACUCAAUUAUCAAUUGGCACCUGUCCCCAGAGGAUGGCUCCAUCGUAUUCGAAGAGGUCGGACACUAUAAUGUUUAUGCCAAGAAAGGAGAGAGACUGUUUAUCAAUGAGAACAAGAUUCUGUGGGGCGGCUUCUCCAAGGAGGUGCCAUUCUCUAACUGCACCAGAGACUGCCUGCCAGGCACAAGGAAGGGCAUCAUUGACGGGCAGCCCACGUGCUGCUUUGAAUGCGUAGAAUGCACCGAUGGGGAGAUCAGUGAUGAGACAGAUGCAAGCGCCUGUGAGAAGUGUGCUGAGAAUUUCUGGUCCAAUGAGAACCACACAUUCUGUAUUCCCAAGCAAAUCGAAUUUUUGUCUUGGACAGAGCCAUUUGGGAUUGCACUCACCCUUUUUGCAGUACUGGGCAUCUUCCUAACAUCAUUUGUCUUAGGUGUCUUUACCAGAUUUCGCAACACACCCAUUGUCAAGGCCACCAACCGUGAACUCUCUUACCUCCUCCUCUUUUCCUUGCUUUGCUGCUUCUCCAGCUCCCUUUUCUUCAUCGGUGAGCCUCAGGAUUGGAAUUGUCGCUUGCGUCAGCCAGCCUUUGGUAUCAGCUUUGUCCUCUGUAUCUCCUGCAUUCUGGUGAAGACUAACCGUGUCCUGCUGGUCUUCGAGGCCAAGAUCCCAACAAGCCUGCAUCGCAAAUGGUGGGGUCUUAACCUCCAGUUCCUCCUGGUCUUCUUGUGCACAUUUGUGCAGAUCGUGAUCUGCGUCAUCUGGCUCUACACAGCACCGCCUUCCAGCUUUCGGAAUCACGAGUUGGAGGAUGAGAUCAUCUUCAUCACCUGCAAUGAAGGCUCCUUGAUGGCACUGGGCUUCCUGAUUGGCUACACUUGCCUCCUGGCUGCUAUCUGCUUCUUUUUCGCCUUCAAAUCCCGUAAGCUGCCCGAGAACUUCAAUGAGGCCAAAUUCAUCACCUUCAGCAUGCUGAUUUUCUUCAUUGUUUGGAUCUCUUUCAUUCCAGCCUAUGCUAGCACCUAUGGCAAAUUUGUCUCAGCCGUGGAGGUCAUCGCCAUCCUGGCUGCCAGCUUUGGGCUCCUGGCUUGCAUCUUCUUCAACAAGGUCUACAUUAUCCUCUUCAAGCCCUCACGUAACACCAUUGAGGAGGUGCGUUGUAGUACCGCGGCACAUGCCUUCAAAGUGGCGGCCAGGGCUACACUGCGGCGUAGCAAUGUGUCUCGCAAGAGGUCCAAUAGUCUUGGAGGCUCCACCGGCUCUACCCCAUCUUCAUCCAUUAGUAGCAAAAGCAACCAUGAAGAUCCCUUUUCACUACCACCCCCCAUGGAGCAACAGCAGCAACAUGGGUGUAAGCAAAAAGUGAGUUUUGGUGGUGGGACUGUCACCUUAUCACUGAGCUUUGAGGAGCACCAGAAAAAUGCAGUAGCCAACAGAAACGCAAAGCACAGGAACUCUUUGGAAGCCCAAAACAGUGAUGAUAGCCUCAUGCGGCACAAGGCCUUGCUCCCUCUGCAGUCCAGCGAAUCACUAGGCAUUGAGCCUAAUUUCCAGACACCCUCAGGUCAAGACACCAACACACAGGAACCAGUAAUGGCAGAAAACAAACCAGAAGGACAGAAGUUAGAAGAGCAGCCUCCUUUCUCAGCGGUAUACUUGCGGGAUUUGGUAGGCAGUGACACCAUCAAAGAGAAUGCCAUCCAUUCAUAA
Molecule: messenger RNA, 3168 nt
Organism: Varanus komodoensis (Komodo dragon)
Lineage: Eukaryota; Metazoa; Chordata; Lepidosauria; Squamata; Varanidae
Gene: CASR
Product: calcium sensing receptor
Exons: 6
Coding region: 1-3168 (1055 amino acids)
Biological process (GO): regulation of calcium ion transport; G protein-coupled receptor signaling pathway; detection of calcium ion
Cellular component (GO): membrane
Molecular function (GO): G protein-coupled receptor activity; calcium ion binding
Source: RefSeq, a predicted model, not a curated record